Messenger RNA from Seminavis robusta, 810 nucleotides. The record is from the annotation of a GenBank genome assembly. NCBI's taxonomy places the organism in Eukaryota, Bacillariophyta, Bacillariophyceae, Naviculales, Naviculaceae.
AUGGCAGCAGAAGAACCUGGUCCUUACGACCACCUGACAGACGAGGAGAAGCAGGCACUGGUCCGUGGCAAGUGCAAUUUUUUGGCACUCUCGCUGCUCUCGACCGUUGCCUUUAUCCAGUCUGGCACAGCAGCAGGAUACUGUGAUUUUGCCUCUCGUCAAGUCAAUUUCGUUUCUGGCUUUGAUCAGCAACAAGCAUGUUCCAACUUGAACCUGACCAGAUUUGACUCCAACCGCGAAUACUACGAAAAUAUGUGCAAUGUCUUUUUCACCCAACACGGGGUCGGAUUCUAUGGCUGGUAUGCCACGGUGCCCGUCGAUACGCAACUCUGUUUUACCUACGAUCAGUUUGUUACGGGAACUGGAUUCGUCCAAGUUGAAUUUGAUGCCGCCUUUAAUGCCGCCAAAGUCUUUGCCGUCAUGGCAAAUCUGUGGGGGGCGAUGGCCUGGUUUACCAUCAUGUUCAGCAGCUGUUGCCCUUUGGACAAUGCCAGAAUCAAAGGCUUGAGUUGCUACUUUAGCUUGGCUUACAUAUGUCAGGCGUUCACAUUUCUCAUAUUUGCCAGCAAUGUGUGUCAAAAGGGCUUUCUCGCGCAGUACUUUCCCAAUUCAUCUUCUUUCAAUGAUAUUGUGGACAAUGUCACUUGUUCACUUGGGUCUGGUGGCAGUGUUUCUGUUUCGGCCACUGUCCUUUACUUUAUAUGCAGCUUGUUGGCUCCCAUGUCAUUGGCACCCCUGCCCAUUGGAUACCGACCCGUACCACCUCCACCACAGACAACGGAUAAUGUCAACCAAGCGACUGGUGUUUGA